AUGGGCAAAAGAAAUAAGAACCGUAAAGAUGACACUAGUUCUGAGAAAAAGGAUGAAGUUACAGUUGUUACAAAAACUAGUGAAGAAAUAACUGUUAAUAAAGUUAAAGGGUCCAAAAAGAAGAAUAAAGUAAAUGAAGAUAACAAAACAGGUACUGCGAAGAGAAUUAAAUAUAAUGACGCCGAAACACCCAAGAAAAUUAAAUUUGGUGAAGAUGGGAAUCCUGAACAAAUAUCUAGUAAUUCGUCACACAAAAUAGAAAAUAAAGAUAAGUCAUACUUAAAUGUAGAGGAACAGCAAGUUAACGAUGAUGAAAUUGACCAGUUUUGUGACGAAAUCGAUGAACAAGACAACAAACAAUACGAAAACUGGAUUUUGUUACUCGAAGAAAAGUUAGAUAAUACUGGAGAUAGAGUAAAGAAUAAAAACAAAACAAAGAAUAAAAGUAUUGUAUAG
Molecule: messenger RNA, 456 nt
Organism: Leptosia nina
Lineage: Eukaryota; Metazoa; Arthropoda; Insecta; Lepidoptera; Pieridae
Source: the annotation of a GenBank genome assembly